This is a messenger RNA of Saimiri boliviensis boliviensis (Bolivian squirrel monkey), 690 nucleotides long. The record is from RefSeq and is a predicted model, not a curated record. NCBI's taxonomy places the organism in Eukaryota, Metazoa, Chordata, Mammalia, Primates, Cebidae.
AGGGAAGGACAGAAGAAUAGGUGGGGUCCCCCUUUGGUGGCCUCUUCUCUCCACGGCCCCAGGCUCCAGCCCACUUAAGUCCUUGGCGUUGGUGGCAGCAGCACUUGGGCCAUGGCAGAGGACGGGCCGCAGCAGCUGCCGCUGGAGAUGCCGCUGGUCCUGGACCAGGACCUGACCAGGCAGAUGCGGCUACGUGUGGAGAGCCUGAAGCAGCGUGGGGAGAAGCGCCAGGAUGGGGAGAAGCUGCUGCGGCCAGCAGAGUUCGUGUACCGCCUGGACUUCACCCAGCAGCAGCGGCUGCAGUUUGAGCGCUGGAACGUUGUGCUGGACAAGCCGGGCAAGGUCACCAUCACGGGCACCUCGCAGAACUGGACGCCCGACCUCACCAACCUCAUGACGCGCCAGCUGCUGGACCCCGCUGCCAUCUUCUGGCGCAGGGAGGACUCGGAUGCCAUGGAUUGGAACGAGGCCGAUGCCCUGGAGUUUGGGGAGCGCCUGUCGGACCUGGCCAAGAUCCGCAAGGUCAUGUACUUCCUCAUCACCUUCGGCGAGGGUGUGGAGCCCGCCAACCUCGAGGCCUCCGUGGUUUUUAACCAGCUCUGAUGGCAGCUGUCGGCUCCUGCCCUCCCCUCGCCCACCUGCGCUCUCCCCUUCCCCUGCCUCCAUCCCCCUGUAUUUUGGGGACCAUUC